AUGUCGACUUUAAGAACGUCGUUUUUAAAGGUUCCUCUGGGCAAGACGUGCAAAGAGGCUAUACUCUUAGCACGCCACUCUUUAGCAGGUAAGCCUAGAGCUUUUGCUACAGUCUCUAAAGUUGGAAGUAAGACAUUUUCUACGAUACUAUUCAACGGUAGACCAAAUGCACGGAAGACGUAUAGAAAUCACAGCAAUCCAACACUAAGUUGUCGUUUCUUUCAUACAUCUCAAGUAGCACAUAUUGAAGAUCCGUACAAGGUGCUCAACAUUAGCAAAAAUGCUUCACCCUCACAAAUCAAGAAGGCCUACUUCAAAUUGGCAAAGAAGUAUCAUCCAGAUAUAAACAAAGCAUCCGAUGCCGAGGACAAGUUUCACGCUGUCCAGGAGGCUUAUGACAUUUUAAGCGAUCCUAAAAAAAAGCAGCAGUAUGAUCAAUUUGGGGCUGCAGGGUUUGGUUCCAACGGACAGGCAUCCGGAUCUGCAUAUAGCUCAAAUCCAUUCGGAGGAUUUGGUGGUGCGAGAACCGGAAAUCCUUUUGAAGGCUUCGGCAUUAAUUUGGACGAUUUAUUCGGGGGAAUGGGUGGAAGACGUGGUAAUCCAUUUGCAUCUAGCAACCCAUUUGGCGGUAGGGCAACGCAACAUGUGCAGGGCCAAGAUAUUGAAGUGCUAAAGACGAUCACAUUUAAGGAGGCUAUAUUUGGCACGAGUGUGUCUGUGAGAUACAAUGCAAUGAGUAAGUGUGGAUCAUGUAAAGGUUCAGGAAUGAAGGCAGGCCGUAGAAAAUCAACUUGCCCAACAUGCCAUGGUACAGGUUCGCAGGUCAGAAUUCUACAAGCCGGCUUCCAGAUGGCAUCAACAUGUAAGACAUGCGGUGGUACGGGUGUGGUUGUGAAAGAGGGCGACAAAUGUACGGAAUGCCAUGGCCGUGGUGUCACAAACAAUCAGAAAGAGACGGAGGUUCGCCUUCCGCAGGGUAUCAAGGAUGGAUCAAGAAUACGUGUUGCCGGGGCAGGUGACUAUCCAGAUAUCGCAUCAUCAGAUGGUUAUGUUCUAACUAGUGGAGAUUUGAUCAUCCGUGUGAGAGUGAGACCUGACAGGGAUUUCACAAGGACAGGUAAUAACUUAGUUUAUCAGUGUCAUAUUCCAAUGACUACCGCGGCUUUGGGAGGAAAAAUCAAGAUACCGACGUUAGAUGGCCAACAAGUUGUGCUUCGUGUUCCUUCCGGUGUGGCACAGGGUAAUGUGAUUUCCAUUCCAAACAAAGGUGUUCCAUAUGGAAGUGGUAGAAGAGGCGAAGAGAAGGUUGUUAUCAACUUGGAGGCAAUGAAACCUCUCAACUCAACACAGACGGCUUUACUAGAAGCCCUUGCCGAUGCAUUCGGCGACACUACGGCUAAUAAAACCGAUCCAUCUUGGAAACCACUGGAAGAUAUGGGUGCGGGAAAGAAGCAAGAGAAGACUGACACAAAGAUGGAGAAUGAAACCGUGUCCGAAAGGCGCCUGAGUGCUUUGGAGCGCAUCCAGAAGUUCCUCAUGGACGCCUUUAAGAGGAUUCGGGAGGAAUUUGAGAAGAACAACAACGACAACAAAAAGUAA
Messenger RNA from Brettanomyces bruxellensis, 1599 nucleotides. RefSeq lists its product as uncharacterized. The transcript has a single exon. Gene Ontology annotation, molecular function: heat shock protein binding; ATP binding. Lineage: Eukaryota; Fungi; Ascomycota; Pichiomycetes; Pichiales; Pichiaceae. Gene Ontology annotation, biological process: protein refolding; response to heat. The coding region runs from base 1 to 1599 and encodes 532 amino acids. The record is from RefSeq and is a predicted model, not a curated record. Gene Ontology annotation, cellular component: cytoplasm.